AUGGUUGAGGAAAACGAACACAUCCUGAGCAAACCUCCUCAAGAUUUUGACAUGAAAAUGUUCGUUGAGUCAUUCAAAGGGCAAUGUCUGCCUGGGGAAGAAUCAAACUUUGGACGUGAUAAGAAUGCUGCCGUGGAUUUAGCUGUGAGGCACAUUGAUCAGUUUUCUGCACUAGUCCAGAUUGUUUGGCAUAAGAUUUUCGUUUUACUGCAAAAACACCUCACAGAAAACAUUCAAGAUAUUGUAUUUUCCCCAAAGUAUUUAAAAGAGUUUUAUUAACAAUCUCUUGACAUUUCAAGAACAUUAGAGUAUAGAGGAUGGCUCAAAGAAUGUUUUCAGACACCUGAAAGCACUUUACUAAAACCAGUGGAGAUUAGCAUUGGCUUCGACAUUGUCCUUGGUGUAUUCCACAAUACACCACAUAUUGUUGGAGAGUCUGUCAGAGCAAAGUCACGUGAUGACAUGGUGUCCACAUUUUCUGUUAAGCAAAUGAAUGAUGUUGGCAAAGGAAAAGUUCGUUUUGUGGCUGCGUGGGCAGUGAGCAGGGUACUACAGAAGGCAAAAAAAUAUGUAAGGGACAACUUGUACACUGCUAGCAGUGCCACAAGGUCCCAAGUUAACAAGUGCCUUCACAAGAUUGAAGUUAUUGAAAGCAUUGUCGUGAUUCCCUGUGGAAUUUUAUGUUCUGAAACAAAGUAUCCUGGAACACUCGAACUGACAGAGUCACGACAAUACAGAACUCAUGGA
This is a messenger RNA of Porites lobata, 747 nucleotides long. The record is from the annotation of a GenBank genome assembly. Lineage: Eukaryota; Metazoa; Cnidaria; Anthozoa; Scleractinia; Poritidae.